UAAUGUGUUUAAUGCCGUCAAAUCACACGGAAGAAGCAAGAUUUUCCGUGUCUUGAAACUCUUGAUCAAAGAUGUUACCCAAACAGCUGUUCUUGGGUUACAGACCUGAAGAAACUUGGCAUAGUUUAGCCCUGAAGGCAAAGCAAGUCAGGGCUUACGGGGUGGGGCACUGGCCAGCCAGAUAUUACUACUAAAGAGCUUUGUUUCAUGGAGACUGCAGGAAUGAUGAAACCUUCUAAAUGGGAAGCAAGCAAGCAGAGGAGAUCAAGAAUCUCCUUCUCAAGAUAAUAAUUCCCUUGGCUUUUCCCCUGGCAGGUUCUUUUAUCUGCGGCCUCAUAGCAGAUAGAGCAAUCAGGCACAGUGACCUAGACUCAUCUGAUAACUCAAUCCAGUUGGAUCAAUCAUCGUCAGACGGUUUGAGAUUGAUUCAAGGAGAGGAGGGAGGAGGAGAAAUGGAGUCCCCGAACCGGGCGCCGCGGAAGCUGGUGCAAGCGGAGACCCCCUACAGCACCGGCAGGCUCGUCGGCGGUGGACAUGCGAAGCAGGCUUCUCUCACUGAAGAAAUCGUGGUGGCGCAGGACACCGAGAGCUCAUCGGAAGUUUCAGUCAACAACCAGAGGCUCCAGGACGUUCAGGGGACGCCCGCCGGCGCCGAAGAGGUCGGGAGCCUGAAGCGCGUGGUGUCGGCCCUCGAAGAGCGGGCCGCCGGCAUCGAGAAGCGGUUCCAGGACUACUGUGACGCGAAGGAGCAGGAGGCGACGUACCAGAAGAUGCAGAUCAUGUGCCUGGGGAUGAAGCUGGAGCUGCUAGAGUCCCAGAACCAGCGGCUUGAGGCGGCCGCCACGGAGAUCCGGGCCGCCGCCGAAGAGUUCGCCGUGAUGCGGGCGGGCCUCGACGCGCUGCAGAGCAAGUUCAGGAAGGUCGCCAAGAAGAGCAGGCAAGAGUUCGACGCCAUUGAUGGGAGGAUCCUGGCCUUGGAUGCCCGGGAGGCAGAGAUGGCGGCGAGGUGCCGAGGCUUUGAGCAGCUCAUGGCGGAGAUGAAGGAGCUGGUUUCGCAGCUGCAGAAGGGGAAAGGAACAGACAGUGAGAGCGUGGAGGUCGCCGUGGAGAGGAGCAUGCGGAAGCUGUCGAGCAGCAAGGACCUGCUGGACGGGAUGGGGGUGCUCCGGGACCGGUGGGCGGCGGACAUGGAGGAGCUCAUCUACCUCGGCUGGAUCACGGCGUGGCUGCAGCACGACCUCCUGGUCAGCGACGGCGAGGGCGGCGCCGCCAAGGGCCCGGCGGCGAUUGGGGACGACGACGACGAUGGCACCCACCCGACGGCGGAGGAGCAGCGCAAGAAGGGGGAGAAGAUGGUGGCGGUGGCCGCGCCGAUCAACGAGGUGGAGCUCCGCAAGACGUCGUCCAACGCGUCGUCGUGCGCCGCGGGAGAGGAGUCGUGCAUGGGGCUGGCGGGCUGCAGGACGGGAAUCGGACGCCCGAGAUUGCUCCGCAAGAUCAGAAGGUGGGCCAAGGGAAAGGGUCCAAGCAAGAGCAGUGAGUGAUGAAUAAUUCAUUGGUGCUGAUUAAUUUGCUUGUGAUCACUCGUGAGAAUAAUGUAUGUUUGAGUCAAAUUGCGUUGUUGAAAGAUAAUAAAUAUGGUGCAUA
Triticum dicoccoides is the source of this 1647-nucleotide messenger RNA. RefSeq names its product protein CHUP1, chloroplastic-like. Bases 240 to 1544 code for a protein of 434 amino acids. The transcript is spliced from 2 exons. The record is from RefSeq and is a predicted model, not a curated record. NCBI's taxonomy places the organism in Eukaryota, Viridiplantae, Streptophyta, Magnoliopsida, Poales, Poaceae.